AGCGGCUUCCAGCUCUUUCAAAUGGGUCUUAAACGGGUGGUUUUUCCCCAGCAGCGCCGAUCGGACCGCUCUUUCACUGUCUGACCUCAAUCCGAUCGUGCUGUUGCGGGACAAUCAUGCACUCUCUUUUCUUUCUUCUGUUGUAUUGAGUCAGGUUUAUGGUAAUGAGAAGCCCACAAGGCACGGGAGUAGUAGGAGCCAUUUUGUACAAGUCAUUCACAAACAGCGGAGGAGUGCAAAGCAUAACCGGGCGAAUUAAACUCUUCUGGGCAACAGUGAAAGCAUGGAUUUAACCCACCAGAAGAGACGGACUCGAAGGAAAGUUUGAGGGACGGACACGAUAAAUAUACGGCAAGCGAAGGAGACAUGAGGGAACUGUGUUCAGCGGAGAUGAUCUUCACUAAGGGGUACGUACUGCUUGUUGUUACCGGGCUACUGAAACUCGUUGCUUUGUCGGAAAGCUACAACGUGCACAUCGGCGAGGAUGUGCAACCUGGAACCAUAAUUGCAAUCACAAAGCUGAGUAGGAAUUGCACCCUGGACCAAGUGGUUUCCCCUAAAUUUACGCGGACCUUCUUACGGAUCGAUGGGGUGGCAGGCACCGUGAUGGUUUCGGAGGCAUUAGACUGUAGCGGUAUCCCUUCUAACCCCUUUACAAUUUACACUACCGUGGACUGCACAGACGCAUCUAUCCCUGGAUUCAGGCACCUGAUAACCAGCCGCUACGACGUUCACGUACACGGCGCCGAUUGUCGCAGUAAGCGUGGGAAAAAGGCGCAGCGCGAUGUAGAUAUAAUCAGCCUACUGGAUGUACACAAUCACCAGCCUAGGUGUUACGAAUCUGAAAUUCCUCUGUUUCGAAUACGGGAUCUCCUGCCCACCUCUAAGGUUCGCGGCGGUUUCCAAUGCCGCAAAUCCGGCGUUCCCGAAUUGCACUUCUCGGGACAGAGGCUGGUGGCUUCUAAGCGGUUCUGCUUGAAACUUGGAAAACUGCGUGAGAUGGAUUUGCGUUGCCGGAGCUGUUCAUCCGCGGGGUUGUGCCUUAGCAUUGAGGAACUGAGCGGAGCUGUUCAGGGAGACCCAGUGUCUGUGCACUGGCGAAUAGGUAUUGGGUCAUUUGAGCAGGACCACUUAAAGAGGGUCCUUCAGAAGGCUGCACAUUCAACUGCAGGCAUAGCAAACCGCAGGAAAAGGAAUGUUAACACAAGCCCCCAGUUCCAGCCGCCCAUGUACCAGGUAUCUGUACCUGAGAACAGGCCAAAUGGGACACCUGUUGUGGUGCUGAAAGCUGUAGAUAUUGAUGAGGGGGAAGCUGGUAGGCUGGAGUAUUUUAUCGAUGCACUAUUCGAUAGCCGCUCCAACAGUUUGUUUGCAGUGGAUUCUGUCACUGGUGCUGUGACCACGGCUGAAGAGCUGGACCGAGAGACAAAGUCAACGCACGUGUUCCGGGUGACAGCAAUGGAUCACGGCACACCACGGCGCACAGCCAUGGCGACCCUCACAGUCACUGUGAGCGACACAAAUGACCAUGACCCUGUUUUCGAGCAGCAGGAUUACAAGGAGAGUGUGCGGGAAAACCUGGAGGUGGGGUACGAGGUCCUCACUGUGCGGGCAACUGAUGGAGAUGCCCCAGCCAACGCCAACAUCCUUUACAAUAUCCUCAAUAACAACAGCUCCAAUGGUGUGUUUGAGAUCGACUCCAGGUCCGGGGUGAUUCGUACCAAGGGACCAGUAGAUCGGGAGGAGAUAGAUUCCUACAUGUUGUUGGUGGAGGCCAACGACCAGGGUCGUGACCCAGGGCCUCGUAGCUCCACAGCUACCGUCUACAUCUCAGUGGAAGAUGACAAUGACAAUGCCCCACAGUUCAGCGAGAAGCGCUAUGUAGUGCAGGUGCCUGAGAACAUGCCACCCAACUCUCACAUCCUACAGGUGACCGCCACAGACCGAGACCGUGGCAACAAUGCGGUGGUGCACUUUAGCAUCAUGAGCGGAAACACCCGGGGCCAGUUCUACAUUGAUGCACAGACCGGUAAGAUGGACUUAGUCAGCCAGCUGGACUACGAGGCAAACAAGGAGUACACGCUUCGCAUCAGGGCGCAGGAUGGCGGCCGACCACCCCUCUCUAACAUUAGUGGCCUUGUUACUGUGCAGGUGCUGGAUGUCAACGAUAAUGCUCCUAUUUUCGUCAGCACCCCCUUUCAAGCCACUGUCCUAGAAAAUGUGCCUCUAGGCUAUUCUGUCAUCCACAUUCAGGCCAUUGAUGCUGACUCGGGAGAGAACUCAAGGCUGGAAUAUCGGCUUAUCGAGACAGCACCUGGUUUCCCAUUCUCCAUCAACAACAAUACUGGCUGGAUUGUGGUGGCAGCUGAGCUUGAUCGAGAAACUGUUGACUUCUAUAACUUUGGGGUAGAGGCUUGUGAUCAUGGCUCCCCCCCCAUGACCUCUACUGCGAGUGUGAGCAUGACCAUUCUAGAUGUGAAUGACAACAACCCUGAAUUUACUCAAAAGUUCUAUUAUAUGCGGCUGAAUGAGGAUGCAGCAGUGGGAACUAGUGUAGUCACAGUGUCAGCGGUAGACAGGGACAUCAACAGUGUGGUGACAUAUCAGAUCUCCAGUGGCAACACACGCAAUCGCUUCUCCAUCACCAGCCAGAGUGGUGGUGGCCUAAUCACUCUGGCACUACCUCUGGACUAUAAACUGGAGCGGCAGUACGUCCUAGUAGUUACAGCCUCUGAUGGCACGCGCCUUGACACUGCCCAGGUGUUUGUCAAUGUCACCGAUGCCAAUACACAUAGGCCUGUAUUCCAGAGCUCCCAUUACACUGUCAACAUCAACGAGGACCGACCGAUUGGCACCACAGUUGUGGUCAUCAGCGCCACAGAUGAGGACACAGGCGAAAACUCCCGCAUCACUUACUACAUGGAGGACAGCAUCCCACAGUUUGACAUUGACCCUGACACUGGUGCUGUCACAACAAAGAUGGAUCUGGACUAUGAGGACCAGGUCUCCUAUACACUUGCCAUCACAGCUCGCGAUAAUGGUAUUCCGCAAAAGUCGGAUACAACAUACCUAGAGAUUUUGGUCAAUGAUGUAAAUGACAAUGCUCCUCGGUUUCUUAGAGACCAGUACCAGGGAUCAGUGAUGGAAGACGUUCCUGCCUUCACCAGUGUGGUGCAGGUCUCUGCCACAGAUCAGGACUCUGGGCUGAAUGGGCGCAUCUUCUAUACUUUCCAAGGUGGGGAAGAUGGUGAUGGUGACUUCAUCAUCGAGUCAACAUCAGGGAUUGUACGUACUCUGCGUCGGUUGGAUCGUGAGAAUGUGCCAGCAUACAACCUCCGUGCCUUUGCAGUGGACAAAGGUCUCCCUGCACUGAAAACAGUGGUGGACAUUCAGGUGAGUGUCCUGGAUGUCAAUGACAACCCACCAGUGUUUGAGAAGGAUGAUUUUGAUAUUUUUGUGGAAGAAAACAGUCCCAUUGGCUUAGUGGUUUCACGGAUAACUGCCUCUGAUCCGGAUGAGGGGAGCAAUGCCCAGAUCAUGUAUCAGAUUGUAGAGGGCAACAUCCCCGAGGUCUUUCAACUAGAUAUCUUUUCUGGGGAGCUGACAGCCCUGAUGGAUUUAGACUAUGAGACUCGCUCUGAGUACAUCAUUGUGGUGCAGGCCACCUCUGCCCCUCUUGUGAGUCGGGCCACAGUACGUGUCAAGUUGAUCGACAAGAAUGACAAUCUGCCAGUGCUCAAGAACUUUCAAAUAGUCUUCAACAACUAUGUUACCAACAAGUCCAGCAGCUUUCCAACUGGGGUAAUUGGACGCAUCCCAGCGCAUGAUCCAGAUGUUUCAGACCUGCUUCAAUACCGUUUUGAAACAGGAAAUGAGCUGAAUUUGGUCAUCCUCAACCAGAGUACGGGUGAGAUUCAGCUCAGCAGCGCGUUGGACAACAACCGUCCCCUGGAGGCCACCAUGAGAAUCUCUGUGUCAGAUGGUGUACACACAGUGUCUGCCCAGUGUCUCCUCCAGGUGACCAUCAUCACAGACCAGAUGCUAUCCAACAGUAUCACGCUGCGGCUAGCCAACAUGUCCCAGGAGGACUUCCUGUCUCCGCUACUUGGGCACUUCUUGGAGGGCGUGGCCCGGGUGCUGUCUGCCACCCGUGAGGACGUGGUGGUCUUCAACAUCCAGGAUGACACGGACGUUAGCACACGCAUCCUCAACGUUAGCCUGUCGGUGGCGAUGCCGGGGGCUGGGCCCUCCAGGGGGCGAUUCUUUGGCUCCGAGGAGCUCCAGGAGCGGCUGUACCUCAACCGCAGCCUGCUGGCACACGUCUCCGCUCUGCGUGUGCUGCCCUUCGAUGACAACAUCUGCCUGCGUGAGCCCUGCGAGAACUACAUGAAGUGUGUGUCAGUGCUGCGCUUUGACAGCCUGGCACCCUUCAUCGCCUCCGACACCAUCCUCUUCCGCCCCAUCCAUCCCAUCGCCGGGCUCCGCUGCCGCUGCCCGCAUGGCUUUACCGGCGACUACUGCGAGACGGAGAUCGACCUGUGCUACUCGCAACCCUGUGGGCCCCAUGGCGUGUGCCGCACUCGAGAAGGCGGCUUCUCUUGCGAGUGCCUGGAGGAUUACACUGGUGAGAGAUGCGAGCUCUCGACGCGCUCGGCCCGUUGUGUCCCCGGGGUGUGCAAGAACGGGGGAACGUGUGUCAACCUGCUGGUGGGCGGCUUCAAGUGCGAGUGCCCCCCAGGCAGCUACGAGAAGCCCUACUGCCAGAUGAACACUCGCAGCUUCCCACCAAAUUCCUUCCUCACCUUCAGGGGACUCCGACAGCGCUUCCACUUUACGCUAUCCCUCACGUUUGCCACCAAGGAGCGCAAUGGCCUUCUGUUCUACAACGGCCGCUUCAACGAGAAGCAUGAUUUCAUCGCCAUGGAGAUCACCAACGAGCAAAUCCAGUUUACCUUCUCCGCAGGAGAGACAAAGACCACGGUGUCACCCUUCAUCAUGGGUGGUGUGAGUGAUGGCCAGUGGCACGUGGUCCAGGUUCACUACUAUAACAAGCCCACCCUGAGUCAGGCUGGCUUACCCCAGGGCCCCUCCGACCAGAAGGUUGCCGUGGUAACCGUGGAUGAGUGUGACACCUCUGUGGCACUGAAGUUUGGUCACAUGCUUGGCAACUACUCUUGCUCUGCCCAGGGGAGCCAAUCAGGAUCCAAAAAGUCACUGGAUCUGACGGGGCCGCUGCUUCUGGGCGGCGUGCCCAACUUGCCAGAGGACUUCCCAGUACGGAACCGCCAGUUUGUGGGCUGCAUGAAGAACCUGCGCAUUGACCAUCAGCAGGUGGACAUGGAAGACCACAUUGCAAACAAUGGCACUGUACCAGGAUGCUUUGCAAAGAAGCACUUUUGCAACAACAACCCCUGUCAAAAUGGAGGAACCUGCGUGAAUCGAUGGGGCUCCUACAGCUGUGACUGCUCCCUAGGGUUUGGAGGCCGGAACUGUGAGAAAGUCACGAUGAGUCCCCACCGUUUCCAAGGCAACAGUUUCAUCCACUGGAGCAGACUGGAAAUGGCUGUUAUGGCGCCCUGGUAUGUCGAGAUCAUGUUCCGCACGCGGCAAGCCAGCGCCAUGCUGCUCCAUGUGGAGGGAGGACCUCAUCACAGCAUCACUAUCCAGCUCCAGGACGGCGGGCUGCUCCUGUCGCUGCAGUUCGACGAGGACGACACCAGCCUGCUGCAUCUGGAUGAGCUCAAAGUCAACGACGGAGACUGGCAUCAGUUGCAGCUGGAGCUGAGGGGGGAGGGCCGGUCGGGGCACCCCAUGGCUCUGCUCACCCUGGAUUACGGCCUGCACAUGACCAGCACAGAGCUUAGCGGGAAGCUGGAUGGACUGAUUCUGCAGACUCUGAGUGUGGGCGGAGUCCCCCAGGAGGCUGGCUCAGUGCUCCAGGGGUUCCGGGGAUGUGUGCAGGGCGUGCAGGUCGGCAAGGCCUCGGCCGGCACCAUAUUCCUCUCUAUGACUCAGGCCAAGAGCCACAACGUGGAGCCUGGCUGCAGCCUUCCAGACCCAUGCGACUCCAGCCCCUGCCCUUCCAGCAGCUACUGCAGCGAUGACUGGGACAGUUACUCCUGCAGCUGUGACCCAGGUUACUAUGGUGACAGCUGCACAGACGUCUGCUCUCUGAACCCCUGCGAGCACCAGUCGGCCUGUACAAGGAAGCCCAGCUCGUCCCACGGCUACACCUGCGACUGCCCCGCCAGCUAUUUCGGCCAGUACUGCGAGAAAAGGAUCGACCAGCCAUGCCCACGGGGCUGGUGGGGACACAAGACGUGCGGCCCGUGCUCCUGCCAGACUGAGAAGGGCUUUGACGCCGACUGCAACAAGACCACGGGGGAAUGUCGCUGCAAGGACAACCACUACCGGCCCUCGGGCAGCGAGACCUGCCUGCCGUGUGACUGUUACCCCGUGGGCUCCUUCUUGCGGGCCUGCGAGCCCGAAUCCGGCCUGUGUCCCUGCAAGCCGGGCGUCAUCGGCCGCCAGUGUGACCGCUGCGACAACCCUUUCGCGGAGGUCUCCCCCAAUGGCUGCGAGGUGAUCUACGACAGCUGUCCCCGCGCCAUCGAAGCCGGUAUCUGGUGGCCACGGACCAGGUUUGGUCUGCCUGCCGCUGUAGCCUGUCCCAAGGGUUCCAUCGGCACCGCCAUACGCCACUGUGACGAGCACAAGGGCUGGCUGUCCCCCAACCUCUUCAACUGCACGUCUCUCACCUUCGCCAGCCUCAAGACCAUUGCUGACGAGCUGGCAGCGAACAUAUCUGGCCUGAACCCGGGGAGGGUGUGGCAGGCGGCAGCCAUGCUCAAUAAUGCCAGCCAGCACACGCAGGCCUACUACGGCAGCGAUGUGCGGGUGGCCUACCGCCUGCUGCAGAGCCUGCUCCAGCACGAGAGCAAACAGCACGGCUUCGGCCUGGCCGCCACUCAGGACGUGCACUUCAACGAGAACCUGCUGCGGGCAGGUAGCGCCAUCCUGGCCCCGGAGACCCGGCCGCACUGGGAUCUAAUCCAGCAGACGGAGGGCGGCUCUGCACUGCUGCUGCAUCGCUAUGAGACUUACGCCAACACGCUGGCCCAGAACAUGCGGAAGACCUACCUCAGCCCAUUUACCUUCGCCACGCCCAACAUCGUCGUCUCAGUGGACCGACUGGACAGAAUGACCCUGGCGGGGGCCAGGCUGCCACGCUACGAAGCCCUGCGGGGGCCGCGACCUGCCGACCUGGAGACUUCCGUCACCCUCCCUGACCCGUCGAGUGCAGGGCAGACUGGAAACCACACAUCCUCCAGGGGGCGCCGUCACCCCGCCGAGGACAGGAGGGAGGCCUUCGCCAGCGUCAUCAUCUACCACAGCUUGGCUGCUCUGCUGCCUCAGAACUAUGACCCUGACAAGAGGAGCCUCAGGGUGCCCAAGCGGCCAAUCAUCAACACUCCGGUAGUCAGCAUCUCAGUGCACGAUGAGGAGGAGCCACCCCUGCAAAAGCUGGAGAGACCAGUGACCGUGCAGUUCCGCCUCGUGCAGACAGAGGAGCGCACCAAACCCAUCUGUGUCUUCUGGAACCACUCCAUCCCGGUUGGGGGCUCAGGUGGAUGGUCGACAAAGGGCUGUGAGGUGGUGUUCCGCAAUCACACCCACAUCAGCUGUCAGUGCAGUCACAUGACCAGCUUCGCCGUUCUGAUGGAUGUAUCUCGGCGGGAGAACGGGGAGAUCCUGCCCCUGAAGGUGAUCACAUGGAGCACUGUGGGGGUGUCCCUGGGCUUUCUCAUCCUCACCAUGGUCUUCCUCGUCUGCACGAACACCACGCAAUGCAACAGGACCAGCAUCAUUAGCAACGGCGCCUUUGCCCUCUUCCUCUCUGAGCUGGUGUUCAUCCUGGGCAUCAGUCAGGCCGACAACCCGUUCCUGUGCACUGUCAUUGCCAUCCUGCUGCACUUCCUCUACAUGUGCACCUUCGCGUGGCUCCUGCUGGAGGCGCUGCACUCCUACCGCAUGCUCAGUGAGGUGCGCGACAUUAACUAUGGCCCCAUGCGCUUCUACUACAUGAUUGGCUGGGGUGUGCCCGCUUUCAUUACAGGGCUGGCGGUGGGCCUGGACCCCGAGGGCUAUGGGAACCCUGACUUCUGCUGGCUGUCCAUGUAUGACACCCUCAUCUGGAGCUUCGCGGGGCCGGUGGCAGUGGCAGUAUCUAUGAGUGUCUUCCUCUACAUUCUGGCAGCCAAGGCAUCUUGCUCUCGACGACACCAAGGAUUAGAGAAGAAAGCUGGACCGACGUCCAGCCAGAGAACAGCAUGCUGGGUGCUUCUCCUGGUCACAGUCACGUGGCUUUUAGCUGUACUGUCCAUCAACAGUGACUCCAUCAUUUUCCACUACUUGUUUGCUGGAUUAAACUGUGUGCAGUUUGUUCUCGCCGAUCCCUGUGUAAAUUCUGAUUGGCUGCUGGGCUUCAAGAAGCUCUGCAGCCCCUGA
Messenger RNA from Paramormyrops kingsleyae, 8508 nucleotides. The record is from RefSeq and is a predicted model, not a curated record. Lineage: Eukaryota; Metazoa; Chordata; Actinopteri; Osteoglossiformes; Mormyridae.